This is a messenger RNA of Oikopleura dioica, 1575 nucleotides long. The record is from the annotation of a GenBank genome assembly. NCBI's taxonomy places the organism in Eukaryota, Metazoa, Chordata, Appendicularia, Copelata, Oikopleuridae.
AUGGACUCAUCACAUUUGGGAGGGUAUCAUUCUCAGACGCCUCUGGACUCUCUCUCGGGCGCAAAGCUCGACCAACAAAUCAGGGACUCAUCAGAAGACAUGAUGGGUUGCGACAUCAUUCACGACCUGGGCCCGAUGGGCCAGCGCCGCCAAGCGCUCGAACGCGGACUUCUCACUAGACGGGACCCAAUGACUCUUCAACAACACGGGAUUCUGCCACCGCCGAAAACGCCUCCAAGCCAUUUCUAUGAAAGCAAAUGCCUGGCAAGAAGAAAAACGGAAGACUAUUUGAAAAACAAGAUCGCCCAGCGCCCCGAUCGAAAAACGCUAAUCGAGUAUCACAUUCUGGAAGACAACAAUGUGAGCCCAUCGCUGGCGAACUCGCAGAAGAAUCUGCAGCGCGCGCAGCUCCAGGACCAGCUGAACAUGAAGAUCGGCUCGCGUCCGGGCCCGAUCGAGCUCAUCCAGCGCAACAUUCUUCCAGUCGACGAAAGCAUCAAGCAAAAGAUCCACGACAACUACUUCACCGAGCAGACGUUCGGCGACUCCCCGGGCGGCUCGCCUCCAGGACAGAGCCUCAAUUUCGACAGCGAUUUCGACUUCAACCAAAGCUCGCGCCCGUCAUCGCGCAUCGGUGAUAGCCGCUGCUCUAGAAAGCAAACCCAAAAGAUGCACAAGCGCUCGAAGUUCAAGUUCCACGUCUACUCGCCCGCCGAAAACAAGACCAAGAAAGAAUCUAUCAAAUCGACAACUCAAGAGUCGUACGAGGAUCGCCUGCGCCAGCAACAGCUGCUCUUAGAGAUGGAUAAUCUUCAGCAACACAUCGAGCAGUCGAAGCCGAAGGAGAGCUUCGAUCCGAUGCUGCAACAGAGCUUCGGAAAGAACGAACGCUCGCCGCUGAUCCUCCCCGCUCCCCAAGCCAUCGGCGACCAGCUCAUGCGCGAGAUCCAACAGAGGAACAAAAUCAUGGCCCCUUCGCCCCAGCCUUCUCCAAAUGUUAGAGCGACUUUCCACGUGGUGAACGCGAAGCUGGUGCCGCCGCCUCCCCACAACCAAGUGCCGCCGACUCCGCCGCCCUUGGUCGACAGUCUGCGUCCCAAAGAGCAGCAGCGCUUCGAUCCAGAGCGCCGCAACGAGUACAAAGUCAAAGCGUUGAAAGAUUUCUGUCGAAAAAACGGCUUGUCGGUUUCGGGCUCUAAAGAUGCUUUGGUAGAGCGGCUCAUGGGCCACUUCGGCAAGAAGAGCUCGCCGGAGCACUGCGAAAUGCAGAAGAAAAUGCGCGAGAUGCAGGAAACCAUCAAGCGCCAGGAAGAAAUGAUCCAGAACCUGCAGAACAGCGGCAACAACAACCGCUCGAGCGUCAAUCCGACGCCGAUGGAGAUUUGCACGAGUCUGCCUUCGUCGAUCCCCGUCUCCGCCCCCGACGUCCAUCACCUCCCCACACCGACCCACGCCAUCGCCAUGAAACAGUUCUUCGACAGUCAGCCCCGUUCCGACUCGUCGAUGUUCGGCCUCCAGUCGUUCAACCUGAAGCACGAGAACAACCUGUCCCACCAGCCGCAGCGCGGCGGGUAG